GCCAUCUUUCAACUCUCUUUCAACACUUAGCUACUCCUUCCUCAACUAAUAGCUUCAAUCCUUCAUUCUUGUUCCAACGUCAAUCACUAGCAUCUAAAAUCGACAAACGACCUUGAGAAAAGGCCAAAGACAAAAAUUUGCGAACGAAUCAUCAAAAUUUGCAAAUAUGGAUCCCGAAAAGGCAACUUCGAAUAAAGCCACCAAAGACGAUAUCACAGCCGCCAACAAUGUUCGGGGUAACAUCAGGGCGGACGAUCAGUCCUCCGACAUGAAGGUGGCAGAGGUACUCGAUGCUUUUGGUAAUGAGGAAGGCGCAGAGGUUCAAUACAAAACCAUGACUUGGUGGCAAGGAGCAAUUGUUAUGAUUGCUGAAAAUAUCUCACUUGGUAUCCUUUCUCUACCAGCUGUUUUGGCCAAUGUUGGUCUCAUUGGUGGCCUCAUUUCCAUUCUUGCUCUCGGUGUUUUCACCACAUACUCUGGUUACAUCUUGUGGCAAUUCAAAAUGCGAUAUCCUCAGGUUACAACUUAUGUAGACAUUGGUGGAAUCUUGUUGGGUAGCUGGGGAAGAGAGAUCUUCGGUGCUGCUUACGUCAUUUACUGCAUAUUCUGCAUGGCAUCGCAUCUUUUGACUUUUACCAUUGCCAUGAAUGUUCUCACGAACCAUGCAACUUGUACUAUUCUCUGGGGUGUCGUUGGAUUGGUUGUCUUCAGUUUCCUCUCCUUGAACAGAACCCUCAAGAAUGUCUCGUUCUUGUCCAUUGUUUCAUUCACCAGUAUUCUUUCCGCCGUUGUCCUCACCAUGGUCGCCUUGGGUGUUUCGCCAAAAGCAGACGCUGCAGAUAUGAAGGGAACUUACAGCCCAUCAUUCCCAACCGCUUUCAACAGUAUUUCCAACGUCGUUUUCGCAUAUGGUGGUCACGUUGCCUGGGUCAGCUUCAUUGCUGAACUCCGCGAUCCAAAGGACUUCCCAAAGUCUCUCGUUCUCCUUCAAACUGUCGACAUCAGUCUUUACUUCGUCGCUGCUCUUGUCAUCUACAGAUAUGCAGGUGAAGAUGUCGCAAGUCCAGCUCUUAACAGCAACAGUCCUCUUGUUCGCAAGAUCGCAUGGGGAAUCGCUCUACCAACAAUCAUUAUCGCAGGAGUCAUCUUCGCUCACGUCACUGUCAAAUACAUUUACAUUCGACUUUUCUCCGGAACCAAACACUUGAACAGCCGAGGAUUUGUCGCCACCGGAACUUGGGUCGCUCUCGCUUUCGGAACAUGGGCUAUCGCGUGGAUUAUUGCUGAAUCCAUUCCCGUCUUUUCCGAUCUCCUCGGUUUCAUUUCUGCUCUUUUCGCAUCUUGGUUUUCCUACGGUCUCCCUGGUAUCUGUUGGUUUUACAUCAACUGGGGAUCUUGCACUCAAGGCUCCAAGAAAAUCUUCUUGAGUUUCGUUAAUAUUAUCUUGAUUAUUUUGGCGUGUAUUAUGUGUUUUGCGGGUUUAUACGCGAGCGGUUAUUCUAUGAAAUUGGAUACCGCUAGUUCUCACGGUGCUUGGUCUUGCGCGGAUAACCAAAACUAAUUGGUUAUCUUGGGGUUAUAUUAUAACAUUUGCAUUGCAUUGCGUUGCGAGGGCUCUUUUUUUUUCUUCUUGGGAAAAGCAAGCAAAAGGCAAAAAGCAUAAAAGCAUAAAAGCAUGUUACGCACUAGGGGGUUUUAUAUUGGUGGAGGCAUUUUUUAUUAUGAUAUCGAUAUUCGGUUUAUAUGAUAUGGGCAAACGGGUGUCUUGGGCGCGUAUGUAUGUACUUUGGGAGUACUACUUUUGGGCUAGGGGGCAUUCUCACUUUUGAAUGAGCGCACGGGGUCGAGCAGGAAAUGACCUUUUUUGUAUAUUAACGGGUAAUGGUGUGAUGAGAAUUAUGGUGUGAUGAUUGAAUUACAUAAAAGAAUGAAGAUUGGUUCAUUUGAAUGACUUUUGAGCGAAUUAGAUGUGGUGAAAAAUA
This is a messenger RNA of Botrytis cinerea B05.10, 1982 nucleotides long. RefSeq lists its product as hypothetical. The coding region runs from base 167 to 1561 and encodes 464 amino acids. The record is from RefSeq and is a predicted model, not a curated record. Gene Ontology annotation, biological process: amino acid transmembrane transport. The transcript is spliced from 4 exons. NCBI's taxonomy places the organism in Eukaryota, Fungi, Ascomycota, Leotiomycetes, Helotiales, Sclerotiniaceae. Gene Ontology annotation, cellular component: vacuolar membrane. Gene Ontology annotation, molecular function: amino acid transmembrane transporter activity.